This is a messenger RNA of Triticum urartu, 1110 nucleotides long. RefSeq names its product glycolipid transfer protein 3. Gene Ontology annotation, cellular component: membrane; cytoplasm; cytosol. Gene Ontology annotation, molecular function: ceramide 1-phosphate transfer activity; ceramide 1-phosphate binding. The record is from RefSeq and is a predicted model, not a curated record. Lineage: Eukaryota; Viridiplantae; Streptophyta; Magnoliopsida; Poales; Poaceae. Gene Ontology annotation, biological process: ceramide transport; intermembrane lipid transfer.
UGUCAAGCUAAGGUAGUAGUAGCUAGGACUAGGAGAGAUGGAAAGGGAGAAGAUGGAGAGGGGCAAGUCUGAGCUGAGGAUGGCCAUCGACGACCUCUGCUUGCCCAGCUCAGGAGAUGGUGAAUAUCAGGAGCAGCAGGGGAAAGUUAGGAGGUCAUCCACCAUGGAUCUCCUCUGUGUCUCCAACCAGCUUCUACGUGUCCUUGAUGCGAUUGGGCCAACGCUUCUAGUCCUCAGACAAGACAUUAAGCAAAAUGUUGAGACAAUACAAUAUCUCCAUGCAAGAGACUCUUUGAAGUAUGCGAGCUUGACGGCGAUCGUGAUAGAGGAAGUGGAGGAAGGGACCUCGAAGAAGGCCCACAGUUGUACCAGGGCAAUUAUCUGGCUGGCUAGAUCGGUGGAUUUCUCGAUACGUUUGCUGGAGAGAUUAGUGAAGAACCAAGAGUCAAGCCUGCAAGAGAUGGUGGAAGAAGCAUAUGAGAGCACCCUGAAGCCAUUCCAUGGAUGGAUCUCAUCAGCUGCUUACAGGAUGCGAUUGGGCCAACGCUUCUAGUCCUCAGGCAAGACAUUCAGCAAAAUGUUCAGAGAUUACAGGAUCUCCAUGCAAGAGACACCUCGAAAUACACGGGCUUGAUGGAGAUCGUGAUGGAAGAAAUGGAGGAAGGGACCUCAAAGAAGACCAACAGUUGUACAAGGGCAAUUAUCUGGCUGGCUAGGUCGGUGAAUUUCUCGAUAUGUUUGCUGGAGUGAUUAGUGAAGAACCCAGAGUCAAGCCUGCAAGAGAUGGUGGAAGAAGCAUACGAGAGCACCCUGAAGCCAUUCCAUGGAUGGAUCUCAUCAGCUGCUUACAGGGUAGCAUUGCGACUCAUUCCAGAGAGAGACAUCUUCAUUGAGUUGCUAAUGGGGAACUGCCAGGAUACCGGGGAUUUUGGGGAAGAUGUCAUGAUCUUGGUCUCCAUUGUACAGCCUCUGCUAGAGGAGAUCAAUGUCAUCUACAGAUGUCUGCGUUGUAUUUGUUGUUGUACCUGUAGUUUAAUAGCCGGUUGGAUGUAUCGUGUCAGAGGACUUAAAAUAACUGAAGCACAAUGCAUCUCUUGUUUUUCCUUUUGA